AUGUCAUCAGAUUUCAAGCUUUUCCCUGCUGCAAUUUUCUCUUCUUUUACGUCCCAGAUGCAUAAGAAACUCAGUUUUGACGCACGCAAAGAUCAGCCUUUCUUUGUCCACACUCUGGGUUGGUCAUCGAUUGACCCCUGUGCCACAUGGAAACUAUGGGGUUUGGUCUGUCGACAGCUAAUGGUGGAUGACAUUUGUCUUGUGUUGAUACGCCAGUUGGGACCGAGCAAGAAAUCACGAUCUCAAACCGUUCCACCGCAAACAGGUGCACUACCAUUCACAGAACAAGCGGUAACAAUCUCCCAUCGUGAUAGAACAGAAUAG
Molecule: messenger RNA, 324 nt
Organism: Echinostoma caproni
Lineage: Eukaryota; Metazoa; Platyhelminthes; Trematoda; Plagiorchiida; Echinostomatidae
Source: the annotation of a GenBank genome assembly